Molecule: messenger RNA, 4489 nt
Organism: Brassica oleracea var. oleracea
Lineage: Eukaryota; Viridiplantae; Streptophyta; Magnoliopsida; Brassicales; Brassicaceae
Product: probable serine/threonine-protein kinase At1g54610
Exons: 6
Coding region: 2863-4467 (534 amino acids)
Biological process (GO): protein phosphorylation; positive regulation of transcription elongation by RNA polymerase II
Cellular component (GO): cyclin-dependent protein kinase holoenzyme complex; nucleus
Molecular function (GO): cyclin-dependent protein serine/threonine kinase activity; ATP binding; RNA polymerase II CTD heptapeptide repeat kinase activity
Source: RefSeq, a predicted model, not a curated record
CAUCAAGCUUUUGUCAACAUAUGGGUUGCAUCAUCUCUUCUCGAAAAAAGAAACCGGUGUCGCCGGAACACCGUCCUCGCUUCCAAGUUUCUCCACCAGCAACAAUCAUCGCUAAUGAUGAUGAUGAUCAAGCACAGAAAGUCUCAGAAAAGGUGAGUGAUAAAUUAGGUCUUAAGGAGCUGAAGAGAGAAGAGAGCGUUCUUGUUGUUAAUCCUCCUCCUCGUUCAUCGGAACUAGCUGACUCCGGUUGGCCGCCGUGGCUUAUCUCCGUCGCUGGUGAAGCCCUUGUUGGUUGGAUUCCUCGCCGUGAAUCUCACUUCGAGAAGCAAGAACAAGUCUUUCUCUCUCUCUCUUCUCUUUUUAAGACUCCCUCUCCUUAUUGAUUCUCAUUUGAUAAACAGAUUGGAAGAGGAACAUUCAGCAAGGUGUUCAAAGCUAGAGAUCUUCCCCGCAACAAGACCGUAGCUCUCAAGAGAAUCCGUUUCGAUGUCACCGACUCAGAAAGCAUCAAGUGCAUAGCCAGAGAGAUCACAAUCCUCCGCAAGCUAGACCAUCCGAACAUCAUCAAACUAGAAGGGCUAAUGCUUGUAAAACACGACUCCUCGAUCCUCUACAUGAUCUUCGAGUACAUGGUGUUAAGCUAGAUGAGCUUCCAACCUAAAACCAAUUGGUGAUAAGUGGAGUGGCCCAUCCAUCUUAUAUAUUAAUAAGGAUCCUUUCCAAUAUCCGAUGUGGGACAUUUAUCCCUAAUACGCCCCCUCGAGAUGAUUGCUCUUUGAGCGUCAAUCUCGGAAUGUUCGGGUAAGGAUCGAUGGACCAAAUUUGGGCUGGAUCGAUGAUGGAUCGGAUUGGACUGCAUGGAUCGGUCUCUGAUACCAUGUUAAGCUAGAUGAGCUUCCAACCUAAAACCAAUUGGUGAUAAGUGGAGUGACCCAUCCAUCUUAUAUAUUACUAAGGAUCCCUUCCAAUACAUGGAACAUGACCUCUUAAGACUCUCUUCACUACUCGGUGUCGAAUUCUCAGAACCUCAUGUACUAAUUUCAUAACACUUCUAAUUUGAAAAAAAAAGGCAUCAACUAUAAAAGGUCUUUCUCAUCGAGAGAAACAUGGCAGUUCACUAGAGAAAGACAUCAACUCUGCUGAUUGGUACAAUGAAGUGUGGUUCAAAUAUGCAACACCGAAAUAUUCAUUCAUAUUAUGGACGGCAAUGAAAGGAAGACUUGCUACUGGAGAUCGGAUGAGACAUUGGAAUGGGAAGUCAAUGUAUCUUGUGUCUUAUGCACUGAGCCAUUGGAAACUCUUGAGCAUUUAUUCUUUGAAUGUGCUUAUUCUGCUCAGAUAGCAUUGAAUCAUGUAGACCAUCUUUGUUGAUGAUGGAGCCUUCUUCGCAUCCCGACGUAGACGUUCUCGUGUUCUACCACCUUGGCCGCAAACGUAUCGCGUGUGAACAUCUCCAUAGACUUGACAGAGGCCUUAUCUGAAUAAACCAAACUCGCCGGAGAAACAGCCGGCGCAAGUGUGGUCGCGGUGGUGACAUCGGAGGAAGUAGGAGAAGCAAUGCAGUUAGAAGCUCUCUGAGUCAAUUUGUCAAAAAAGGUGUGUGCAGACCCGAAAUCGAGAACUUCCUCAGCAUCUCUCUCAUGUUCUUUGCUCUGGAAAAGGACGCUCUUCAUCUUGUUCAACACGAGCUUUUGAGGAGCCUCAGAGCUUUUGACCUUUCUAUCAAUGGCGUCUGAGCACUUCUGAUCGUCUUUCUCAACGUUCUGUAUCAGAGAAGUUACGGCUUUGGCGGCGUCGUCGAUCUAUGUCAUCGUCCUCUUCCUGUGGCCACGAGUUCGAUGACCUGACAUCGACAAACCAUUCAAUCUCUGAGAAAGCUUCUUCCUUUAUCUGAAAACCACUGUGGUCUCUGUUGUAACUCGCAGGGAACUUGGAAACGUUGCCGUUGGUGGAGGCCUCAUUCUCAAAACUAAUCUCGGCAACCUGAUGCUGUUGACGGACAUGAGAGCAUUGAAGUCUCGAUCCGAACAUCGUCACACCGCUUGGCCGAGCAUGGGAGCUCUCUUGAACUUUAACAAAUGAUUAAGAGAAAACUCUAGUUUCAUGGACAGUUUCUCUAUCUCGUAAGCUUCAUCGUGAGCUGAUAAAGCUCUCUCAUGAGUCAAUUUGUCGACAAGAUGUGUGGAGAAACAGCCCACAACCGCCUCUGUUUCUCUCACCGGAGAAGGAUGACGUCACCGUUCUGAAACCAAUGACAUCAACGAAGUUCGAAUCAUGUUCGUCUUCAUCUCUUUUUUGGCUCCAAACCGUGGAUCUUGAUUUCUUACAAUAAAGAAUUUAAGAAAUAUAUUUCUUAGAUUCUUGAGGCUUAAGAGAAAUCAACAUAGAAAUCAAAUGGAAAAUGAACAUCAAAAAGAGUUUAUUGAUCAAAGAUUGUAUUACAUGUAUGAUUACAAAUGUAAAUUAAAUCUAAGAAUCCAUAAACUAUUUGUAAGAAGUGUUUAAGUCUAGAUGAAAGAGAGAAAAAUAUUUUUUCUAAGAAAGAAGUAGUUUCUUAUUUUUAAAAAGAUGAAACUUAGGGCUUUCUAUCAAUAUAGACCUAGUUCAAUGUCUAAUGGGUCUUGAGGAGGAUGUAAAUCCAUCCCCAACAAAUAUAUUUGUUUUCCUUUAAAAGGAAAAAGUUAAGGUUGGGUCCUGUCACUUUCCGGCGAAUUUGGUUCUGAACAGCCUUCAGACAUUUCCUCCUUCCGCUUUUUUUAUUUGUGUUACUUUAUUUGCAAUUUCUAUAUUCUGUCUCUUCUCCAUCAUAUUCACAAUGUUAACACAUUCAUUCAGUGCCGUGUGUUUCAAGCUUUUAUCAUCAUGGGUUGUAUCAUUUCUUCUCGGAGAAAGAAACCGGCAACACAAGAGUCGCCGGAACACCGUCCUCGCUUCCACAUGCCUCCAUCAAGAAUGGUUAUAGCUGAGGGUGAUGGUGAUGAUCAAGCUCAAAAUGUUUCAGAGUUGUUGAAGGUAAGUGAUAAUAAGUUAGGUCUUAAGGAGCUGAAGAGAGAAGAGAGCGUUCUUGUUGUUAAUCCUCCUCCUCGCUCAACGGAGUUAGCUGCCUCCGGUUGGCCGCCGUGGCUUAUCUCCGUCGCUGGUGAAGCUCUGGUUGGUUGGAUUCCUCGCCGUGAAUCUCACUUCGAGAAGCAAGAACAAAUUGGGAGAGGAACAUUCAGCAAGGUGUUCAAAGCUAGAGAUCUUCUCCGCAACAAGACCGUAGCUCUGAAGAGAAUCAGAUUCGAUGUCACCGACUCAGAAAGCAUCAAGUGCAUAGCCAGAGAGAUCACAAUCCUCCGCAAGCUAGACCAUCCAAACAUCAUCAAACUAGAAGGGCUAAUGCUUGUAGAACACGACUCCUCUAUCCUCUACAUGAUCUUCGAAUACAUGGAGCAUGACCUCUUAGGACUCUCUUCACUACUCGGUGUUGAAUUCUCAGAACCUCAGGUUAAAUGCUACAUGACGCAGCUCUUAAGAGGGCUUGAUCAUUGUCACACUAACCAUGUACUCCAUAGAGAUAUAAAAAGCUCUAAUCUUCUCAUAAACCAACAUGGAGUCCUCAAGAUUGCUGAUUUUGGACUAUCAACGUUCUUUGAUCCUCACAACAGUGUUCCUUUGACUACAAACGUUGUAACUCUAUGGUACCGACCUCCUGAGCUUUUGCUUGGAGCUUCUCGUUACAGUGUUGGCAUCGACAUGUGGAGCACAGGCUGUGUAAUAGGUGAGAUAUACGCUGGAAAGCCUAUCCUUCCUGGUAAAAAAGAGACAGACCAACUGCAAAAGAUAUUUGAGUUGUGUGGAUCACCUUCAGAGGAUUAUUGGACUAAGAUAAAGCUCUCGGCUCCGUUAAGACCAAUGUUUCCAUAUGGAUCAAAUAUAGCAGAGACAUUCAAAGAGUUUCCGGUUCCUGUUAUUUCUCUUCUAGAGACUCUGCUCUCAAUAGAUCCAGAUCGUCGAGGCACUGCAGCUACUGCUCUCAACAGCGAGUACUUCAACACUGAGCCAUUGGCUUGUGAUCCAUCUUCUCUACCAAAGUACACUCCCAGUAAAGAAAUGGACAUUAAGAAGCGCGAUGAAACUAGAAAACAAGCUUCAGAAAUUAGAAGAACAAACGAAUCUCAAGCUGUAGAGCCAAUUCAAGAAGAUUCUUCUCUCACACAGCAGCUUCAGAGAACGUGUUCAGAAUCCACGAGCAGAGAAACUUCAUAUACAAAGUCUUACGAGGAAGACGAGACUCCUAGACAAAUGCAAACAGCUACGGACAUGACAACCGAUGAUGAAACUGGAGCAGAAGACUCUUACACGUCUCCAUAUGGACACAGCCAGAAUCUAGCUGGAUCGGUGAAUAUGGAGGACGACAUACCUUGGCCAAUGAGUCCAUCUAGAGUUUAUGAGAAUGGGACAUCUUCUUCGGAUCGGAGAGAGUAGGCAUCAUGCACACUCUGAUUGA